AUGUCGGAAGACGAUUGUAUUCAACAGUACAACAGAAUACAGAAGAGCUUCGGAGCCUCCUACUUUGGAGGAACGUUCGGAAAGUCAAUGGUUCUGAUGGAACUUCUAGAAGGUUUGUCCUACAAUGUUGACCUGGCGAUUUAUGAUGGAGAGCUUAUGGCCGCCUUUAUUACUGAUAUUGGUCUCUACAUACCUAACAGGUAUAUCGAUACCACUACCUGCCAGCCUACCAAUCUGUCUGCAGAACUCAAGGAUCAGCUUAUAACCGCUGCUCAUCAAUGCUGUUGUAAAGUCGGGUUACUCAAUGGAGUUUUCAACGCAGAAUUGAAGAUGACAGAAUCAGGUCCGAAAAUAAUAGAAAUCAACGGUAGAAUAGGCUGUUAUCGUAGAUGCAUUGUCUAUAAGUCUACACAUGGUGUUUACUUAUGGGAGAUCGCAGCCGCCAUCGCUUGUGGCAUCAAACCUUCCUUUCCAGAUGGAUCCAGCAGAUGUUUUGCUGUUGGAACCUACCUUUUCAGUAAAUUUCACGGAAAACAGUUUAUGAAAAAAGAAGUCAAUCGAAAAUUGACGUCUUUGGCUGAGGAAAAGGUCAUCCUUCUCGAAAUGCGUUAUGAGACCGUAGACCUGCAGAAUAACGAUAAGGAAUUCCUCGACACGUUCUGCCAUCUCGUUGCACUCAGUAGUACAAGUAUAAAGGAUGCGAGACAAACACUGAUACAUCUUUAUCGAGAUCUCGGGUUUACACAGACAGAGUAUGACAUCGAAAGAUUCACAAGUGUGUGGGCUUAA
Molecule: messenger RNA, 789 nt
Organism: Pecten maximus
Lineage: Eukaryota; Metazoa; Mollusca; Bivalvia; Pectinida; Pectinidae
Product: carnosine synthase 1-like
Exons: 1
Coding region: 1-789 (262 amino acids)
Biological process (GO): carnosine biosynthetic process
Molecular function (GO): ATP hydrolysis activity; metal ion binding; ATP binding
Source: RefSeq, a predicted model, not a curated record